AUGUCCAACUUCAAGGGUCACUGCCACUGCGGCGCUACUGAGUGGACGGCCACGCUGGAGAAGGAUCAGCAGGCGCAUAUCCUGUGCCACUGCAACACCUGCAAGCAGCUCUCCGGCUCCACCUACACGCUGAACCAAAUCAUCCCGGCCAAGAACCUGUCCUUUGCAAAGGGAGGCGACAGCCUGGGCAAAUACACCUACAAGGGCGAUUCUGGCAAGAGCGUUUACUGCUACUACCGCCCCACGUGCACGACGCACGUAUACCACGCGCAGGAAGCGCUGGGCCCGGAUAGCAUCGUCCUGCGCACGGGACUGCUGGACGAGGGGAUGGAGAAGUUUGCGCCCGCAGCCGAGAUUUACUGCAAGGUGAGGCUUGGGUGGGAGAAGGAGGUUGCGCAGUCGUUUGACGCGAUGCCGCCUUCGUAG
Molecule: messenger RNA, 426 nt
Organism: Ascochyta rabiei
Lineage: Eukaryota; Fungi; Ascomycota; Dothideomycetes; Pleosporales; Didymellaceae
Exons: 3
Coding region: 1-426 (141 amino acids)
Molecular function (GO): carbon-sulfur lyase activity
Source: RefSeq, a predicted model, not a curated record